Monopterus albus (swamp eel) is the source of this 1551-nucleotide messenger RNA. RefSeq names its product histone-binding protein RBBP7. The record is from RefSeq and is a predicted model, not a curated record. Gene Ontology annotation, molecular function: protein binding. Bases 181 to 1461 code for a protein of 426 amino acids. The transcript has 12 exons. NCBI's taxonomy places the organism in Eukaryota, Metazoa, Chordata, Actinopteri, Synbranchiformes, Synbranchidae.
GGUUCGCACUGGCGCAUGUGCAAUACAUACCGAGUAAUUCGGGGUUGAAAAGGAAGAACCCUAGUUAAGCAGAGAAACAACCAAAAUAAUACUAGGCAGGCUAACAGCUGUCUUGACAAGAACAGCGUCUAUCUAGUUACUUUGCUCGCAAGCAUCGUGACACAGCGCAGAGUCUGGAACAUGGCUGAUAAAGAGGUGUAUGACGAUGCAGUGGAAGAAAGGGUCAUCAAUGAAGAGUACAAGAUUUGGAAGAAAAAUACACCUUUCCUGUAUGACCUGGUGAUGACUCAUGCACUAGAGUGGCCCAGCCUUACUGUCCAGUGGCUUCCAGAUGUCAGCAGACCAGAAGGGAAGGACUACACAGUCCACAGGCUGGUUCUGGGGACCCAUACGUCAGAUGAGCAGAACCACCUUGUGAUUGCCAGUGUCCAGAUACCAAAUGAUGAUGCCCAGUUUGAUGCAUCGCACUACGACAGUGAGAAAGGAGAGUUUGGUGGAUUUGGUUCAGUAAGUGGGAAAAUAGAGAUUGAGAUCAAGAUCAACCAUGAGGGAGAGGUGAACCGAGCCCGCUACAUGCCCCAGAAUCCCUGCAUCAUUGCCACCAAGACUCCCACCUCUGAUGUGCUGGUCUUUGACUACACUAAGCACCCGUCAAAGCCAGAUCCCAGUGGAGAGUGUAAUCCUGACUUGAGGCUGAAAGGGCAUCAGAAAGAAGGUUAUGGCCUUUCCUGGAAUCCCAACCUCAGUGGCAACCUUCUCAGUGCCUCUGAUGACCAUACCAUCUGUCUGUGGGACAUUGGAGCUGGCCCAAAGGAAGGGAAGAUUGUGGAUGCCAAGACCAUCUUCACUGGCCACACAGCAGUGGUGGAAGAUGUUUCCUGGCACUUGCUCCAUGAAUCCCUCUUUGGCUCUGUGGCUGAUGACCAGAAGCUCAUGAUAUGGGACACUCGAUCCAACAACACAUCUAAAGCCAGCCACUCAGUUGAUGCUCAUACUGCUGAGGUCAACUGUCUGAGCUUCAAUCCAUACAGCGAGUUCAUUCUUGCCACUGGUUCUGCAGAUAAGACUGUUGCAUUGUGGGAUUUAAGGAAUCUGAAACUGAAACUACACUCUUUUGAGUCCCACAAAGAUGAAAUUUUCCAGGUACAAUGGUCUCCUCACAAUGAGACCAUCCUGGCUUCCAGCGGCACUGACCGGCGUCUUAAUGUCUGGGACCUCAGUAAAAUUGGAGAGGAGCAAUCUGCAGAAGAUGCAGAGGACGGCCCACCAGAGCUGCUCUUCAUCCAUGGUGGCCAUACAGCCAAGAUCUCCGACUUCUCCUGGAACCCCAAUGAACCCUGGAUCAUCUGCUCAGUGUCAGAGGACAACAUCAUGCAAGUCUGGCAGAUGGCAGAGAACAUCUACAACGAUGAGGAGCCAGACAGCACCCCGGCAUCAGAGCUGGAGGCUCAGGGAUCAUAAUCCAGCUCUGCAUGAGUCUUUCUCUCCAGGCACAAACCCUCCUCCUUUCCCAGCCUGGCCUGUCAUUUCUUCUAGCUAAUCUCAAGGGCA